Molecule: messenger RNA, 5698 nt
Organism: Bemisia tabaci
Lineage: Eukaryota; Metazoa; Arthropoda; Insecta; Hemiptera; Aleyrodidae
Gene: Ork1
Product: open rectifier K[+] channel 1
Biological process (GO): potassium ion transmembrane transport; stabilization of membrane potential
Cellular component (GO): plasma membrane
Molecular function (GO): outward rectifier potassium channel activity; potassium ion leak channel activity
Source: RefSeq, a predicted model, not a curated record
AGCGCAAUCAUCAGUCUCCUGCCGGCAGUCCCCGCGCGCGCCAACAACGCCUCGCGACCCAACAUAACCAAAAAGUCUCGUGUUUAUGUUGUCAGUGCGCGCACGAGUAGUCCUCGUACCCUCCGACUCGCAAGAAAUGUUUCGUUAAUCGGUUGGAUUCCAGUUUUUGUGUUUUUAAAAAAAUUAAUAAUUCAAUUUUUUGCUCGGUGAUAUAACCGUCUACGUUUUUGGAUCAAGUAGACUGUAUGUUUACUUUGGAAAUAGAUCUAUACUUUAGUGAUAAGGAGUGAAGCGAGAAGCUAUAACGAAGUGUUCGUCGCUAGGUAUCGCAGCCCAGAUCGAGUGUUGUUCGCACACAAAUUUUCAGAGAUGCGCAGAUGACAGCAACUUACGCCCCUCUUGACAAUGGGGGUGACUUGAGUAAAUUCUCCGCACAGAGAUCUACUUCUGAGAAUUCAUCGGAACAUAUUUCGUGAUUUAUAAAAAUAGUUCUACUUUUUAAUUAAAAAUGUGUUCGUGACGAAACCAUUUUUCGGCUACCCGCCGUGAAGCAAUAAAAUAAUUCGAUACCACGUUGUUAUCAGAGAAAAAAUUAGCAAUUCAAUCACUCAAAGGUAGUAAUAUAUCUGAUUCUCAAUCACGUCUGAGUGAAAGUAGUGACACGUGAAUAUUAUAGUGUUAGAUCUUGAAAAUUUACAAUGCUCUCUAGUACGAAUCAAUUGUUGAAGUAAGGCGAUUCGCUCUACUACAAUCCUGAGAUUUGAUCAAGAUGUCUUUCAAAGAAUGGCUGUGUUUGUGGCUCCUCUUCCUGGGAUACCUCUUCUUCGGGGCGGCCGUGUUCUACCAGAUCGAGCGACCCAGUGAGCAGGAGAAAAUGAUCGAGCUGGCCGAACAACGGAUGCAACUUCAAAAUUUGCUGCAAAGUCAUUUUCACUUCAGCUCACUGCAGUCGCAGCAGCAGGUUCUGAACGCACUGAACAACCUCUGCGGGCAGGAUAUCUUCGACUUCCAGAUCAAGAGGAACCUCCAACCAGGCGAAGUCAUCGAGGAAGGCCUCGAAGAAGAUGAGCUCACGUUUAAAUGGACCUACUAUAACUCUUUCUUUUUCGCUCUCACCACUCUAAGUACAAUAGGUUAUGGGAAUUUACACCCUUCGUCACCUCUGAGUAGAUUUUUGGUGAUUAUCUACUCCUUAAUCGGUAUUCCUAUCAAUGGUAUUGUUCUCACUCAACUAGGAGAGUUUUUUGGAUCAACAUUUCUCAGGGCUCACCAUCGGUACAAAUCGACCAACACGGAAUUCCAGUCUAAGUUGGGCAUUGUGAUGGACAUCUUCAUGUACCUCGCGCAAGGCAUAGUCAUUUUCAUCAUCUUUCCGUCGGGGAUGUUUGUCUACUUCGAGGGAUGGACCUUCAAUGAAAGUAUAUACUACGCCUUCGUCACGCUUACUACCAUCGGAUAUGGAGACUUCGUCGCAGGGCAGCUGCCGAAGAACAAAGAUUACUACUCCCUGUACAAAGUGGCGUUGGUGGUUUGGAUCAUGUUCGGGCUUGGCUACCUGGUUAUGAUCCUCGGAUUCAUCUCUCGAGCGAUGCGAUCCAAGAAGCUGGCGCGCCUGGAGCAUAGACUCACGCACAACAUCAAACUGGCGCGCUCUAAACUUUGGCACGAGCUCACGGAGGAGAUCGCCUAUGUUCGCCGGACACUUAAUGAAAUGUACUUACUCAAAUUCAAGCCUGUCUAUCGGGAUCCUCGAGACGAAGCGGACGGUUUACUGGGUCGGAUGAAGAGGAGUCAGAGUGCGCCGAAUUUGAGCGAAUGGCCAGUCAUGUGGAAAGUGAAGAAGGAGACGCCACCUGUCUCGGAUAACGAUGAAGACGUCGAGGAGGAGUUCAAGAAAGUUCGCAUGCGUCGCAGGGCAGGACUCUCCGAGAAUUUGAUGAAACCCAAAGUCCUAAAGGUGCGGUCGGAUGGUGAUCUAUUCAAAAUUGAUCUGAACGCGACGUUUGAGGCACCGUCAAACAUCGCUCCCAGUGAGCUACUGGCUCGAGUCGUCGACGCACUCGGGACAACAGGUGGCAUGUCGGACUCCUCCGAUGAUGAAGAUACUACCGAAGACGGUUUUUUGAAUCGAAACUACUUCUCGAUCACGAAGGGCACCGGCAGGAUGCAAGGGGUGGACGGGUUUUCAGACGAAGAGAUUUUGGCCAGCGAGCAGUACGGAAGCACGGAGGGCCCCGGUGUUAAGAGGAGCCGCGCUCUUAGUGAUACCGCCCCUCCCUUGUCACCUCUCCAACAGCCAUCCUCGUAUGUGGAGCAGUGGACAUGGGCCGGAGCUGCUGCUACUGAGAGGAUGCAGAAACUUAGACGGCAAAGAGACAUGAUAAGGAGGAGUGGGAACAUCUCUCGGCAUCCAGAUCCAAGCAAGGUGGACGUGGAGAAAGGACUUCCUCUACCGGUUCGUGGUCUUCGUCGCAUGUCGCAAGCAGCCUACAACUUCAUUUCAACCUCAAGCAGCAAGACGCACAGGUGGUUCCAAAAUCUCAAAACCACCGACUCGAAAAAAGCCAAGCGGAAAUCACAUCUCUCGCAAUCUUGCCAUCGACUUUCGGUGCCUGAGAGUAGAUACGACGAUGAGUAUCGUUCCCAGUUGCCGCGACACUACUACACCCACACCCAAGCCACCCGGCCACCCUCCGAGUUCCUGACGGCCCUGGCGGCGACGAUGGCGGCCGGGAACCACGGGCAGUUCCCGAUGCACAGCCCCGUCCUGGAGCAGACCACCGUGGCCGAGUUCAUGACCGUCCUCAACGCCCUUCACACCCGCGUCGGCACCCAGCUGGCCAACGUCGGCAACAUCAACAUCCGCACCGUUCACGCCCCCGAGAAGAAGCGCUCACCCCUCUUCACCCUCUUCAAACAUGCCUCACAGGAUGAAAACAUGUUCCCACUGCCAAGCAGCGACUCGAAACCACCGCGCGAGUCGCGGCGAAUGUCGACCGCGGGCUACACCACCGCUGCUCCGCCGGCGCCGCAGGGUCAAACGCCGACCCAACAACCGCCCUCGGAGAAGAAACCCAGGCGCUUCUCGCUCUCACCCUUCUCGCUCUCCUGCUACCCGAAGAAGGACUCGACGGAGAAGCCCAACUGGCUCCAGCGCAAAAGCUCAUCACCCGGACUCACCUCCUCGAACCCUUCCAUCUCCAUGCCGCAAUUCAUGAAGAUCCGCAGAAGGACCCUCUCGACCUCCUCCUCGGUGCACCCCAUCACCUGCGCCCCGACAGUCAUGAAGACACGCACCCCCGUCGUCCCGCACCCCCCUGCACCUCCCCCCGCCACCACCGCGCCGCCCCCGCAAAUCAUCACCACGCAGGCGCCCCCGCCCGAGGGCAAGACGAAACGACGCUUGUCGGCGCGACCUCCGUCGGGAGGAGGUCAGAAGAUCAAGCGCUUCUCCGUGUCUCCGUGCGAGGAGCAAGCUAUCUGCCUCACCAUGACCUCCACGACCUCGAGCAUGACCUCGAGUGUCACUCCGGCGCCCUGGCGACCCCCAGACGAGGGCCAAGGUCAAGGUCAAACUCAAGGUCAAGCCACCACGCGGCUCUUCACGAUGAUACCGCCGGAAGAGUUUGGAUCUGGAAGGCCGCCGGGAUCCGCGGAUCAGAGCGACCCGCAGAAGGCGGAUCUUGAAAGCGUCGUCGUCGAUAAGCUCUGAGUCCACGCCACUUGCGGCUGUGAUGCAAGUCUUGCUUAAUCUUGUUUUUCUGUGAUUUUAGAAAGAAGGCAGUGCACCUUCAGGAUGGAGUUGUUGCAGGAUGUAACUCACUGCAAUAAAUAUGCCAAUCCAAAAACGCUGUACCAAUGGCUUGAUGCGAAAGAGGCGUAUCUCAGUUGGAACGGUUGAAACUCCCUCAAGGAAUACUUAUUAAAAUGUGUCCUUGCAAUUUUGUGUGAUUCUUUUUUAAAUGAGCGAAGAAGAUUCACACAAAGGUAUUUUCAGUAGAAACUGUUGAUUAACAUAAAAUGUUGUAGGUCGUUUCAUUUCCUUUUUUAAAAAAAAGAAAAAGGAAACAUGAACGGAUACUUAUACUACGUCGCCAUCUAAAAUACGCAUUUUUCAACUUUAGCUAUCGAUGGGAACGUUUCAGGGCUAGUCCAACGGAGUUCUCCGAGUUAGGUACGCUUUUUCCAUAUAAAAUAAAAAUGUUUAUACUGUAACGAUUCUAAUUCAUUCGAUUUGCAUUGAAAAGGGAUUGGGAACGUCUUUAAAUCAUGAAUUGUUUGAAUAAAAUCUUUACCCGUGCCAAAGUGAUUUGCUGUUAAUCAAGAACUGCAGAAGAGUGUAACGAAGUCAUUCUUUGCAUCUAAUGGUUUUUUACUAGCGUGGGACGAAACGGGCAGUGUACAGAAUUUUUAUUUUGAUUAUUUUAGCACAUUAAACUCCUAGGGUUCAGAUGAAAAACGAGGGACUGAACAAUCUCAACCACGUCAGUUAAAGUUAUUGUUUAUCUGGUCGCUACUUUGAGUUCCUGAUAUUCUGAAUGAAUGCGCCAAUUGAGUUUGCUAUUUUUAACUAAAAUUUAAAUAGAAUAUCAAAAAUGUCCAACGUUGUGCGGCUAAAGGGUGAUUCUCUUUAUGUAAAAUACGCUUUGGCACCCAACACACUUUAUUGCGUGAGACGGUUUUUUAGAAAAUCUAAUCAGUUGAUGAAUCCUUUUCCAAAAAAGUAAGAUUGAACAAAACUCUAUACUUACUUCCUUUACUUUUCAUGACAUUUUUCGUUAAAUUUUACGGCAAGGUUGUACAGAGGAAUGCGCGAUGCAGUGUGCGAGUCUUGCGGCAGCUUAAUGUCGAAUAGAGGUGUUGAACGUUUGUCUGUGAAAUUUCAAAGUCAUUUUCAGAGAAUAAAAAAGGAAGGAACUGUUUUAUUGAUCGGCAGAAUUAGGAGCGGCCUCCUCACCUCUGAUCGACCAACUUACACUUUAUGCGGCUUCCUCUUUGCAGAGGGUAUUGUAGUUUUCAUGAGUUUUACUCCUGUAAACUUCACUAAUUACAGUUUUGAACAUUUUAAAUACUUUCGCCUACUCAUUUUUUUUUUUUUUUUUUUUUUUUUUUUUUUUUUUUUUUUUAACACUUUUAAAUAUAAAGCAAGUAGAAUUUAUGCAGAGAAACCAAGGUAUCGAAAUUUAUUAUGUUCGCCAAUUUUCUUCCCUGCGAACAUGACUGUUAGGUAUCAUUCACCUAUUCAAUUUCCUCUCAUCCAGCCGGGUUUAUAUCACGACAUUUCUCUGAAAUAGCACCACAAAGUAUUAAGUGCACUUACAAAUUUCGAGUGGAUGAUAAAAUUUCCUGUUCACUCUUUUUCUAUGUUAUAUUCCCACUGUCAUGAGGACGUCUCUUCAUUAUAGGUACAUAAAGGAAGUUGUAAAUGAAUGUCAACUUUUAAACGUGUUGAAGGAAUUGAUUUCCCGUUUCUAUUUUCGUGCAACCAUUUUUUAAUAAUGUUGUGAUUUUGCUGUGCUGGAACGCUCAACCUACUUAGAUCUUAUUCCUCUGAUGAAGUAUUUUUUAUUUAUUUGCCGAUCGUUCUGUUACGUUAAAAAUUAUAAACUAGUAGGUAAAUCAGAAAGUCGGAAAAUUGUGGUAAAACUUCAAGCGUUGUAUUUAUGUAAAACUGUAAAUAAAGUUACGAUGUUUGCAA